CGAUGACUUUAGUUUUAUUUUAUAAACAAACAAAAAAUAUCGAGAAUUUUAGUGGAAGAAAAGGAUUGUUUAUAAAAUUAUGGCUGACCGUCUAACACAAUUACAGGACACUGUUAAUACGCAAGCUGAGCAUUUUUGUAAUGCAAUCGGUAUAAUACAACAGACUUCUUAUCCAAGCAAAUUUCCGAAUUUUGAUCGCACCGGUUCACAAACUCCGGUACAGAAUCAACAACAAGAAGAUUAUGCCCAACUGUUUGCACAACUUAUAUCGCGUUGUGCCAAAGACAUUGAUACACUAAUAGAGUCGUUACCAAACGAGGACAGUUCGACGGAAUUGCAAAACCAAAGUCUAAAAAGGUUGGAAUUGGAAAAUCAGGAAGCUGCCGAACGUUUAGAAGAGAUUGCUCUUAAAGGAGAAUUACUUUUGGGUAGUAUUCAGAGUGCGCUAGAAGAUAUAGCACAGGCUCAAUUGGAUAUGCAAAUAACACUAAAAAAUAAUAACAGCUAAACAAGUUGUGUCCGAUUAAGUGAAUAUAUUUUUAUUUGCAAAGUUUGCCAAAAUAUAAAAACA
Molecule: messenger RNA, 571 nt
Organism: Calliphora vicina (urban bluebottle blowfly)
Lineage: Eukaryota; Metazoa; Arthropoda; Insecta; Diptera; Calliphoridae
Gene: MED21
Product: mediator complex subunit 21
Exons: 2
Coding region: 80-508 (142 amino acids)
Biological process (GO): regulation of transcription by RNA polymerase II
Cellular component (GO): mediator complex
Molecular function (GO): transcription coregulator activity
Source: RefSeq, a predicted model, not a curated record